Molecule: messenger RNA, 1914 nt
Organism: Macrosiphum euphorbiae (potato aphid)
Lineage: Eukaryota; Metazoa; Arthropoda; Insecta; Hemiptera; Aphididae
Source: the annotation of a GenBank genome assembly
AUGGAAGCGGACACAGAAAAUGUCGUCGAGAAAUCGUCGCCGAAAAACGUUCGGCCCGAGGUCACGACCCUUUGGCAACGGCUGGUGUCGUACAUGUUCGAGCCCGAAUACGGAGAGUGUUUGGCUGCUUUGCGCAUAGCUUUCGGUCUGCUGAUGAUGAUCGACACGAUGGAUGAACGUGGUUUUUGCCAGGCCGAAAAACGAUGGAUGGAACCCAUGAAGUGCUAUUUUCCACUUUUCGACUUUGUUAAACCACUGCCAGGCCGAUGGAUGUGCCUGGCGUACGCAGCAAUGUUUUCCGGAGUGCUCGGCGUGUUCACCGGUUUCCACUACCGGAUUAGUUGUGCUGUAUACGCGAUCCCUUACUGGUACAUAUUUUUGGCUGACAAGAGCUCGUGGAACAACCAUUCGUAUUUGUUCGGACUGCUGAUCGCUAUUUUCUCCGUAACAGACGCUCAUCGCAACUGGUCCGUGGACAGAUGGCUUCGGCGAAAAAUGCCGUUGGACGCGCCGUUGUUGGUGCCCCGUUGGAACUAUCUACUGCUCAGGAUACAGUUUUUCAUCAUGUACUUCGUAGCUGGCCUAAAAAAGUUUGAACCUGAUUGGCUGUGGGGUUACUCGAUGAUGUCGUUGGGUCACCAUCACGUGUUCACCCCUUUCAGGUACUUCUUCUCAGCUGAAUUCAUAGAUCAUUGGAUAGUGCACGUCGGAGGAUUCCUCAUCGACUUGCUUUCGGGAUUUGGACUGUGUUUCCGGUCCACAAGACCGUUCACCAUCAUCGUGCUGCUUGCAUUUCAUGGCAUGAACGCAACCAUGUUUACCAUAGGUAUGUUUCCAUACGUUUGCGCCGCAAUGAUACCGGUAUUUUGCGACCCAGCUACGAUGUCUAAGAUGUUGAGGACCGUUGUUGAAUCUUUCUGGAACAACAAAUCUGCACCAAAGUCUAUCGUCUACAAACCACCGACUCGGACCAAACAAAACGCCAUCGUCGCUGGAGUGUGCGUGUACACAGCUUUGCAGUUGUUUUUGCCGUACUCGCAUAUAGUGACACAGGGUUACAACGGAUGGCGAAACGGAUUAUACGGAUAUUCUUGGGACAUGAUGGUGUAUAACGUGGACGUGGCCAAGGUACAAAUAAAGGUGUUGGACCACGUGCGCCGUGAACAAUUCUACUUAGAUCCGAACGGCUGGACGGACAACAACAAGUGGAUGUUGCACGGCGAUAUGUUGAAGCAGUUUGCGGGGUGCGUGGCCGCCAAUAUGCCCGACAGGCAUGACAACAUAUCCAUCACAAUGGACAUAUGGGGGUCUCUCAACGGCCGGUUCCACCAGCGACUGGUUGACCCAAACGUGGACUUAUUGCACGCCCCUUGGUCACCCUGGUCAUCCGUGCCUUGGCUAUUGCCAUUGAUCCGGCACUUGGACUGGUGGCGGCCUUGGAUAGUGGACGCAAAACGCAGCACCGACAACGAUCUACUAUUUUUCGCUGAUUUCCCCGGUAUGACUGUGAGAAACGUCGCGGACGACCGGGAAGAUACCACCACCACGUUGGCUGUGCUCGAGGGUGCCGUUGCCGUCCAUGAAUCGUGGACCAGUGGUUUAGACGAUGAUGGGGCCGUGCGACUAGUGUCCGGUGAAGCGAUGGAAGUGACUGGCGGGCAUGUCGUGACCACCGUGAGCGCGACGCCGUCGUGUUACGUGUUUGCAGCGACGGUGGAUAGUGGUGGCGAUAGCGUUGGAGGCGGUGGCGAUGGCAGUGGUGACAGUGAUGACAGUGGCGACAGCGGAGGAGUAUCGACUCGGCCCGCUGCAGUCGUCCACGAUCAUCCUGGCUGUUCGGAGGCUUGUUAUGCGUUCGCGUUUCACGCCAUAAGAGACGCGUUUUCCGCUUUUUUUUCCCGCACCGCUGUCUGA